AUGGACUGGGUACAUUGUAACAAAUGUUUUUUAAAAUAUCAACCAGAAAUGAAAAUGUAUGUUGUUGAAUGUUCUCAUAUAUUUUGUGAAACAUGCAUCAAACGAGUCAGUGACGCAAAAUGUCUAGUUUGUGAAAAGUCUAGUAAUUUUAUAGCUAUUGGAAACGAUAUGAGUAGUUCGAUUCAACCAUUUUUUGUACCUUUGGAUAUGCAAAUUAAGAAAAUAUUAGAGAUUUACCAAUUCCAAAUGGCGCAUAGGCAAAGAUUAUGUCAAGCUCAAAUGCAAAAGUACCAAUUCGCAAAAAAGGAAUUACUUACUUAUCAUCAUAAACUAAAAGGAGUUUUAAGCGAGAACAAAAUGAUGCGGAAUAUGUUGCUGAAUAACAGUCGUCCAAAUGCUGGCAGUUUCAUUACAAGCACUCCUUCGGCGAUGAACGAGGAUAUUUCUCCAUGUAAAUCUGCUAUUUCUUCAAUUAUUCCAUAUACACCGAUACAGGAUAAAUCUAAACCACCUGGUAAUUCCAUACCAGGGUAUGCUCAAAGACAAAAUAAUUACGAUGAAAAUACAAGGGGAAUGUCUGCACUUCGCAAUCAACCGCAUUUAAUGAGUGGCUACAGACCCUCUCCCGGUAUUAUGGGACCUGCAAACAUGGCUCACCAGCGUCGUCUCAAUAUGCCAAGCAUCCAUAGACCUCCCAAUACGUUGAAUCCCAUAAGCCAACUUCAUGUUAAGAGAACCUAA
This is a messenger RNA of Diabrotica balteata, 741 nucleotides long. Lineage: Eukaryota; Metazoa; Arthropoda; Insecta; Coleoptera; Chrysomelidae. The record is from the annotation of a GenBank genome assembly.